Molecule: messenger RNA, 2283 nt
Organism: Myotis lucifugus (little brown bat)
Lineage: Eukaryota; Metazoa; Chordata; Mammalia; Chiroptera; Vespertilionidae
Product: solute carrier family 22 member 5
Exons: 10
Coding region: 263-1942 (559 amino acids)
Biological process (GO): carnitine transport; transmembrane transport
Cellular component (GO): membrane
Molecular function (GO): transmembrane transporter activity; ATP binding
Source: RefSeq, a predicted model, not a curated record
CGGCCGCCCGGCCCUCCCCAGCCCCAGCCCCAGGCGGGAUGGGGGUGUGGUCCCGAGUUUCUACGGUGGCUUCCAGCUUGGCGUCCAAAUCCCGCAGCAGGUUUCCCGGGAACCGGCCCGGGUCGCGCGUCCCCCUUUCCGCAGCCGGCCGCCCCCAGAACGUGCCGACACCCCCGGGGAACGCCCUCGGCCGCGCGGCGUCCUCCGGAGAGCGCUCCUGUCGUCACCGCGCGCUGCGAGCGGCCGAGCCGCGGCGGGGAGCAUGCGGGACUACGACGAGGUGACCUCCUUCCUGGGCGAGUGGGGGCUCUUCCAGCGCCUCAUCUUCUUCCUGCUCAGCGCCAGCAUCAUCCCCAACGGCUUCAACGGCAUGUCUAUCGUGUUCCUGGCGGGGACCCCCGAGCACCGCUGCCGGGUGCCCGACUCGGCGAACCUGAGCAGCGCCUGGCGCAACCACAGUGCCCCGCUCCGGCUGCAGGACGGCCGCCAGGUGCCCCACAACUGCCGGCGCUACCGGCUCGCCGCGAUCGCCAACUUCUCGGCGCUCGGGCUGGAGCCGGGGCGCGACGUGGACCUGGAGCAGCUGGAGCAGGAGGACUGCCUGGAUGGCUGGGAGUUCAGCCAGGACGUCUACCUGUCCACCAUCGUGACCGAGUGGAACCUGGUGUGUAAGGAAGACUGGAAGACGCCGCUCACCACCUCCCUGUUCUUCGUGGGCGUGCUCCUUGGCUCCUUCUUUUCCGGACAGCUGUCAGACAGGUUUGGCAGGAAGAGCAUCCUCUUUGCAACCAUGGCUGUGCAGACUGCCUUCAGCUUCCUGCAGAUUUUCUCCACCAACUGGGAGAUGUUCACCGUGUUAUUUGUCAUUGUCGGCAUGGGCCAGAUCUCCAACUAUGUGGUCGCCUUCAUUCUAGGAACAGAAAUUCUUGGCAAGUCAGUUCGUAUUAUAUUCUCUACGUUAGGAGUGUGCACAUUUUUUGCAGUUGGCUACAUGCUGCUGCCACUGUUUGCUUACUUCAUCAGAGACUGGCGGAUGCUGCUGCUGGCGCUGACCGUGCCGGGGCUGCUGUGCGUCCCGCUAUGGUGGUUUAUUCCUGAAUCUCCACGGUGGCUGAUAUCCCAGAGAAGAUUUAGAGAGGCUGAAGAUAUCAUCCAAAAAGCUGCAAAAAUGAACAAUGUAGCGGUCCCGGCGGUGAUUUUUGAUCCUGUGGAGCUACAGGAGCUAAGACCCCUGAAGCAGGAGAAAGUUUUUAUUCUGGACCUGUUCAGGACAAGAAAUAUUGCCACAAUAACCAUUAUGUCUAUACUGCUAUGGAUGCUAACCUCAGUCGGUUACUUCGCUCUGUCUCUCAACUCUCCUAAUUUACAUGGAGAUGCCUACCUGAACUGUUUCCUCUCUGCCCUGAUCGAAGUUCCAGCUUACGUCACAGCCUGGCUGCUCCUGCGAACCCUGCCCAGGCGGUAUAUCAUAGCUGGAGUGCUGUUCUUCGGAGGAGGCGUGCUUCUCUUAAUUCAACUGGUACCUGCAGAUUACAACUUCUUGUCCAUUGGCCUGGUGAUGUUAGGGAAAUUCGGGGUCACCUCUGCUUUCUCCAUGCUGUACGUCUUCACUGCAGAGCUCUAUCCCACCAUGGUCAGAAACAUGGCCGUGGGGAUCACCUCCAUGGCCUCCAGAGUGGGCAGCAUCAUCGCUCCCUACUUCGUGUACCUUGGUGCUUACAACCAAGUUCUGCCCUACAUCCUCAUGGGCAGCCUGACCAUCCUGAUAGGAAUCAUCACCCUGUUUUUCCCUGAAAGUUUUGGAGUGACUCUACCAGAGUCCUUAGAGGAGAUGCAGAAAGUGAAAUGCACGCAUCUUAUUUUCAGGUUCAGGUCUGGGAAAAAAACAAGAGAUUCAGUGAACAACGAAGAAAACCCCAAAGUUCUAAUAACUUCAUUCUGAUAAAAAUUUCUACCCCACUCGGUGAACUGAAAAACAGAGACAUAAGACCCUGAAGAAACCAAAGCUUUUCCUGAUGAAAUGGACUGACUGUAACCAGACGGGCCCUGCUGUUGAGAAAUGCUUGUCAUGUAGCAAAUUCUGGACCACUCUUCCAGAUCAUCUCCUUUUUUAAAAAAACUAACCAUUUCUAUAGGGUCCACCUUACUAAUGAGUCCAGCGAAAUGGGUUUGUAAGGUUGUUUGAAAAUGUGUUGAUUAAGGACUAGUCAAUACACAUAAAGAUGAACACUCAUUUCCAAACAUACGACUGCCAUCCAAAUAGAGCGUCAUUGUAUUCACACA